Falco peregrinus (peregrine falcon) is the source of this 1544-nucleotide messenger RNA. Its product is annotated as C2 calcium-dependent domain-containing protein 4C-like. The record is from RefSeq and is a predicted model, not a curated record. The transcript is spliced from 2 exons. The coding region runs from base 16 to 1464 and encodes 482 amino acids. NCBI's taxonomy places the organism in Eukaryota, Metazoa, Chordata, Aves, Falconiformes, Falconidae.
AGGGGUUUCCAUGGCAUGGCCCCAGGCUUCUGCAGGCAGCCAGUGCUGCUGCAAUUAUUGAUCUCUACUGGAGAGCCAAGGAAUGACAUCACAGGGAAAUGGAGCUGCGUCUUGGGAUGGUUACCUCUAAGGUGGCUUCGUUCCGCGGCUCCCCCCGGCGGCCCUCCUGCCCGGCUCGGGAUGUGGCUCCUGGAAAAGCUCGGAACAUCGCGCGGACGCGGAGCCCUCCCGAGCGCCUCCUCCCUGGGGCCGCCGCCCGGCCAGGACCUGCCCGACAAAGGCCGCCUGGGGGCUGCUGCUUUUCCCAAUGUGCUCACCCCGGACAGAAUCCCCAAAUUCUGCAUCCCCCCGCGGCUGACCGGCUCUGCCUCCCACCAGGAGCGCAGUUCAGAGGACGUGAAUCUCAGUGUUCCCAGCUACUGCCCCAGCUCUUCUUCGCCACAUCUCAUUCAGGUGGAAAGUGCUGAAGAGAUCCCGGUGCUGGAGGAGGAGAGCACAAACUCGGACCCCCGGUCCCAAGCAGCGCUCUCCCUGCCUCACUUUCCCAGAGCCCCCACUUCCUACGGCUUCUGCACCUUGCUGGAGAGCCCCCACACCAGGAGAAAGGAGUCCAUCUUCCACGGUGACCCACGAGGUUCCCUGCCCAGCCUGAUGCUGUCUCGAUCCAGAGCCAACACGUUCGGUGGCAAAGGGCCAAUGUCCCGUCCCAUUGCUAUCAGCUUUGCUUCCGUGAGGCUGCCCCCCCAGCACCCCGCUCUGCGCAGGCAAGGUGCCUGCGACAGCGAUACCGCCUCCUCCAGCGACUCCUCUCCCUUCAGUUCUCCGCUUCUCAGCAGGUCACCUCCCAGACCCUGCUCCCUGGUCAAAGCACAAAGUCAGGAGGGAUUUCUCUACCGGGCGCUGAAGGCCAAGAGCAAAUCCAGCAUGGCCAGGAACAACUCCCUCUCCACGGAGGAGAGCAGCUCCACUGAUAACAGCCCCAGUGCCAUCAGGCGGGCCUCGGAGGGGCUGCUUGCCACACGCAGCUUUAGCAUGUCCUGUUCGCCCAUCUUCCCCUUGGACCUCAUCCGCAGCCGGGAGAGGCUGGUGGGAGAGAGCACUGUGGUAAUGGACAAGGGAGGCAAGCUGAGGCUAUCGGCCGAAUACUGCUCGGAGAACGAAAGGCUGCGCGUCCGCCUGAUCAGUGCAGAGGGUUUAUACGAUGACUCUGUAGAGCCCAAAAACAUAAACUGCUGUAUCACCUUCUCCCUGGUGCCAGGGAAAACACAGAAACAGAGAAGCACUGUUAUAAAGAGGAGCAGAAAUCCCAUCUUCAAUGAGGACUUCUUUUUUGAUGGCAUUGCAGAAGAAGAGCUCUACAGCCUUUCUGUAAGGAUGAAAGCAAUGAAUAAAGGGUGCAAUAUGAAACGGGACUACACCUUAGGAGAACGGGAUUUGUCUUUGAUGAGUAUGUUGUCAGUGUAAUACUUCAAACAUUCAAACAGACUAAUUUUGUCUGCUGGAAGUUUUCUACUAAAUAAAGUUUUGAGUAGUUUUUCAUAGUU